Messenger RNA from Zeugodacus cucurbitae (melon fly), 1877 nucleotides. RefSeq names its product odorant receptor 43b-like. The transcript is spliced from 3 exons. Gene Ontology annotation, cellular component: plasma membrane. The record is from RefSeq and is a predicted model, not a curated record. Bases 361 to 1563 code for a protein of 400 amino acids. Gene Ontology annotation, molecular function: odorant binding; olfactory receptor activity. Gene Ontology annotation, biological process: detection of chemical stimulus involved in sensory perception of smell; sensory perception of smell. Lineage: Eukaryota; Metazoa; Arthropoda; Insecta; Diptera; Tephritidae.
CAAUUAACAAAACCUAUAAUUAAUCCUGUGAAUUAAGUAUCGCAUACACGUCGUGGGUGAAAAUCAACAGUUAUAAAAGCAUUACUUGCGAGAAAAUGUAAACAGAAAGUAUUUACACUUCAAGAGAAUAGACGCGCUCUUACAGAAAUAUUAACACAAAUUGUUGCACUGUGAGACCGUAAAAAGUGAACUUUUAAAUAUUAGAAAUUAUAUUUCUUAGGAAAAUUUAUUUGGAAGUGAAAGUUUUGCUGAAGUGGUGACGAACUACUAAGAAUAGUCCAAAUUGAAAAUUACUCUGCAUUUUUCCGAAAGAUUAUUAAAAAAAAGUUUCAUUUCAAGCCGCCAGCGGAGAAAACGGAUAUGCGCACGAUCACCGAUUUGUUAUAUGGACGUGGCGCUGCGAAAUUUGAGUCCAAUGAGUCGUUUCAGCCUAUAUUUCAAAGCUGGUCAAUGAUUGGUAUCACAACUCUAAAAUCGAAUCGGACGCGCGAUGUGCUGCACAUGUGUUUCUGCUGGUUUUGCAUACUCCUGAGCCCGUUUUCCUUCUACAUGGGUUACGUGCAGACAUUACGAACAAAGCCCAUAACGGAUCAACUUAGCCUUUUGCAGGCAAUAUUCAAUGUUACCGGCCUGCCACUCAAGGCCAUUUUCAUUAAAAUAUCCCAGACACAUUUGCGAACCACCGAAGCGAUUUUUGUGCGUUUGGAUGAGCGCUGUCAGAGCGCCGAGAGUCGUGAACAGAUCAAAAAAUGUGUUGUACUCAGCGCGCGGAUCUUCACCGUCGUCGGAAGCGUGUAUCAUUUAUAUGGCAGCACCACGAUUCUCCAAGCGUUUUUCACCGAUAAUUAUCCACUUCAAACAUGGCUGCCAUUCACCGAUUAUAUCCCUCAGCCAACCAUAAAAUAUUAUUCGCAUUUCAUGUUCGAGGUAUUUCACAUAUAUUUUCUCUUAACGGUGCAAUUCACGAAUGACGUAUUCCCGGCAAUUUAUAUACGGAAUUUACGCACACACAUGAAUUUGCUGACGGAGCGCGUUAGUCGCUUGGGCAGUAAUCCGGAGUUCACUGAUGACCAGAAUUUUAAUGAAUUAGUAGACUGCAUAGCUACGCAUCAGGACUUGUUGGUGGUGAAAGAUAUCGUUGAAUCCGUUUGUUCGGUAACAGUGUUUAUUGAAUUUGUUGCUGUUGCCACAGCUCACUGCAUUUGUAUGCUGAAUUUUUUCGUAUUUGCCGAUCGGUUCCAGCAGAUGGUAAUUCUUUCGUAUUAUUUGGGCGUUAUAAUGCAGAUUAUGCCUGUGUGCUACCAAGCAUCGAUGAUAAUGGAGGACAGUGCCAAGUUGCCCGAUGCCAUUUUCCAUUGCAAUUGGCUGGCCAUGGACAAGCGCAGCCGCAAGCUCAUCAUCUACUUCAUUCAUCGUGCGCAGGAGAACAUGACCUUCGUCGCACUUAAACUCUUCAAAAUCGAUAUGACAACUAACUUGUCGAUUGUCAAAUUUGCUUUUACAUUGUACACUUUUAUGAACAACAUGGGAUUUGGGCAGAAUAUGAAGGAGUUAUUGGAAUAAAUAUGAGUGCAAACUAACCAUAUUCGACGUCGUCAAGUGGAGCUCGGAGUUAUGAUUAUGCUCACACCUCGAACAAGUUUAUAUUCAUAAUAGAUUGCUUAAUUGCACUUUGAAACAGAUUUAAAAAAUAGUAGAUGGCUUGUAGAGCUGUCUUUUUCAACAUUAUUUUUAUUAUAAUAUGCAAUUAUUUUUUGCAUAUUUAUUGCACUUAGAACCGUAGAACGCAAUGAAAGGUUAACAAUAAAUACACUUGAGUAGUACUCGCAUAUCGCAUAUCUCAAGUGUACUCUACUCAAAUGAAAGCUGGCGGGAAA